Messenger RNA from Tachysurus vachellii, 1317 nucleotides. It is a transcript of the gene asb13a.1, whose product is annotated as ankyrin repeat and SOCS box containing 13a, tandem duplicate 1. The transcript has 6 exons. Gene Ontology annotation, molecular function: aspartic-type endopeptidase activity; protein binding. NCBI's taxonomy places the organism in Eukaryota, Metazoa, Chordata, Actinopteri, Siluriformes, Bagridae. The coding region runs from base 198 to 1040 and encodes 280 amino acids. The record is from RefSeq and is a predicted model, not a curated record. Gene Ontology annotation, biological process: protein ubiquitination; proteolysis; positive regulation of protein catabolic process.
GGAUCUCCAGUUAUACGUUAUUUCUAUAUAUAAAUGAUAUCUAAAUUAAAAGCUUAGUUAUAAACAGCUGCGUGUAUGUAGAAAUAUAAAUAAAGGUUUUAUGCAUGUCAAUUAUUUAUGCUGGUUGAAGCUGCGACCUGAUGGGACUAAACCAUUGUAAAUAAUAAUAUUGGCAGUAAUAAUACACCGAAUUAAACAUGGAUUCGUCUGCAGUGAGUUUAGGAGAAUUCGGCUUCUGGUCUGAGCGGACGCCGGUGCACAAGGCUGCGUCUACAGGACAGGUUGAGAAGCUCCAGUUUCUGGUUGAUAGUGGUGCUUCAGUGAAUGCAGCGACAGCCAACAACAUAACUCCGCUUCAUGACGCCUGCUUACAGGACCACCCAGAGUGCGUUCGAGUCCUUCUGAAUGCAGGCGCACAGGUGGAUGUACGGACUAUUCAUGGUAGCACACCUCUGUGUCAUGCGUGUGCAGCAGGCAGUGUGGAGAGUGUGAGACUGCUCCUGGACCAUGGAGCUUCAGUGAAUCCCUCCCUCACGGCCCUUACUGCCUCCCCUCUGCAUGAGGCCUGUAUACGUGGUAAUCAAGAAUGUGUGAAGCUGAUUAUAUCAAAAGGAGCCCUGCUGGAGGCUUUCGAUAUCCACUUUGGGACGCCGCUGCACAUCGCCUGCUCUAAAGCACAUCUGGAGUGCGCUUUACAGCUGCUCAAUGCAGGCGCCCGCGUGAACGCCACCAACUUCCAUGAGACGGCUCUGCACCACGCAGGAAGAGUGGGCCGGGAGGACCUGAUUGAGCUACUGGUGGAGUUUGGUGGAGACAUUAAUGUCAGGGACAACCUGGGACGCAAACCGAUAGAUUACACAACCCCUGGAUCCACUUCUCACAUCUGUCUACAGCACUAUGAGAGUUGUCCUCUGUCUCUACAGCAGCUGAGUCGUAUCACACUGAGGCGUGUGCUGGGCACCAGAGCGCUCCAGGUCAUCACCAAGCUAGACAUCUCACAACGCAUCAUCAGUUACCUUUGUUACGAAAAAUACAGCUAAACAUUGAUAUGAGAGUUUGUGUUAAUGCAAUAAUGAGGAAAAAAUGCUCGACUGAACAUAUUUAUGCUGUGACCAGCUGCUGCUUGUCCUUAAAUAUGCUACAAGAAAUCCUUUGACUUACUGUGCAUUCAUUAAACCGUUUCAUAUAAUGUGCAGAACAUUCAAUUUGGAAAUAAGAGUCUUGUAUUUUAUAACAAAUAAAUAAGUAGUAUGUAAACUCUGUGGUUAAUAAAUGCAUUGUGUUAUGAUAUAACAGUGCUGGAUUCAGAAAGAUUUU